AGGAAAUGAGGUAUAGGGUGCCUCCUGGGUUAUGAUAUCUGGACGUAUCUGGAAACUCCGGCUCACCUGAAGAAUACUCCCAGCAUAUAUGAAGGUCGCCUCACCUGAAUAUCGAGGCAUUUGUUACGGUGAAGCUCACAGAUUACAUAAAGAACGAUGUCUUUCAGCAUGAACCCGUUAAUCUUGGCGGGAAUCGCUCUUGUGCUAGUGGUGAUUGGUCAAGCAGACGCCAACAGCAGAAUAGCAAGACAGAGCAUAUUUCCAAAUGGCGGACCAAAUUGCGCCGCAGGAACCACCUGUAUACCCCUGAGGACAUGUCCUUCGCUACAGGCUCUCCUCCAGCGUCCGACAUUUGAAAACCUCAGGAGACUCCAAAGUGCCCUCUGCGGGUUCAACAGGCGUGACCCAACGGGUCGAAAACGUGACCUAGUCGUGAUUAUAGUAUGCUGCCCAGCCACCGGACCUGCAACUCCACCAACACCGGCACCUGUGACUCCUGGGCCGCCCACGCCCCCAACACCUGUGACGCCUGGCCCUGUGCAGCCCCCAGUUGGUCCACCAGGAGCAGGAAACGAGCUGCCCACCACGUGCGGCUCCCCUGCCUUCUCACAAACCAGAAUCUUCUUCGGAGAGACUGCCCCCAUCGGGCAAUAUCCAUGGAUGGCAUUGCUGGGAUUCUCCUCACCCGGAAACACAAACGUCGUCUGGGGUUGCGGUGGAGCUCUCAUCAACUCCAGAUAUGUCAUCACUGCCGGACACUGCGCUUCUCGCCAAUUCACAUUCAACAGGCAAAUCACUGUCGUCCGCUUGGGUGAAUACGACAUCAACGCCAGCAGCGACUGCCAGUCCACUACGACCGGCCAACGCUGCAGUGAGCCUCACCAGGACUUCGCCCCUGAGCAGGUCAUCGUCCACCCGACCUUCAACACCCGUGGCACCGUCAGCGACGACAUCGCCCUCAUCAGGCUCGAUCGACCAGUCCAAUUCACAGUUUACAUCGGGCCCAUCUGUCUGCCUGCUGAAGGAGCGACCGUGGCUAGCCUUGUGGGAAGCCGUCAGGCUUCUGUGGCCGGAUGGGGCACAACAGAGAACGGACCCAACACCCAAAUUCUGCAACACGUCACUCUGCCUUUCGUCGACAGGGACACCUGCAAUCCCCACUACAACAACAGCCUUAUCCAAGAACAGGUCUGCUUCGGAGGUGAAGGCCGCAGAGACUCUUGCUUUGGUGAUUCUGGUGGACCAGUUAUGAUUUCCGACCCUGCCAGACCCCGAUACUCCAUCGUGGGGGUGGUGUCCUUCGGACAACCUCAAUGUGGUGUGGCCGGAGUCCCAGCAGUGUACACAGACGUCACCGCUUACAGGAGCUGGAUCGUUAGCAACCUUACUCCUUAGAAAAAAAAAAGUCGACAAACUUCUGAAAGUUACUUUGUGAAAUGAAGGAAAUGUCAUAAAUGCCGCUUCUGUCACAUUCAACAUAAGUUAAUCGUUCACCUCAUUCUCAGAAAAGUGUCUGUCACCAGGACUGUGUUAAGGCUUAUGGACAAUAACUCAAGAAGCAUCUGAGAGGGUAGCCAAGGACCAAGGCCAAGACCAUUCAGUCUAUAUAUACUACCAAUCGUGUUAUAAAUUAUCGGAUCGCUAUUGAUGAUCUAAAGCCAUUUCCUCUGGGUCAAGGUAACCUUCCAGAAAACUUUCUAGGUUUUUGUCCAAUGACUUUUUGACAGACUUCAGUCAUCUAAUUCAUAAAUCUCCAAAUCAUCGGUACACAAUCUUUGGGUAAACUUCCUCAUACGACAUCUAUCCAUGCGGUGGGCAGUUCAACAAUCUUUGUUUAUAAACUAUAAUCCCUGACCCAACAGAAAUAUUUUACACAUCUAAAUAUCAUACACCACACUUUCCCAAACUCCAAUGAGCAAUCACUAUCCUAACCUGACCUAUACAUAAAGGGGGAAACUUCAUGGGGACGGAACCAUAAACUACGAUAACCAUACACUCCGAUAACCAUACACUCCGAUAACCAUACACUACGAUAACAAGUCCGCUGGAAUUCAACCUUCACCAACUCAUGAUGAUCUCACACAAUCAAGAUGGGGUAAUUUAUUUCAAAACGAAAUCUCAAGUUUUUAAAAGUAGUUUGUCCACAAAAGUACUGGUUUGGUAUAUAAUCAACUGUGUAUAAAUUAUCAUAACAUUCCCGUGCAUGUCAUUUAUAAGUCAACCUAAAUGGGCUGCUUUAUCCCUGAUUUAGAUUUUCAUUCUACUACUUUGUAAGUGUGACCAAUGAUUUUAAACAUGAUUCUUUAAGCCCUAAAUAAAUAGCAUCUGCGCAGUAAUAUAACACGUCAAGUUCCUUUUAGUAUUUACCGAAGAAUACGUGGACUCCUUUCUGGCAAGGUUUACAAAGACAGAUAAAGAAAAUUAUUCUCGCCAGAGGAAUGAAAAUAAUGUAGGUAAAUUACCUGGAAGAUAAAUCAAAGGAACACACAACAGUGGGGUAGUAGUUAAGCUUCAUCAUAACGCAACCUCAUGUAAUCAAGUUCUUGUGUAAUACAAGAUCAUUAAAUCUAUCCAUGAUGUCUUGCGUCAUAAUUUUGUAAAUAAAAUAUAAAAAAUAA
Molecule: messenger RNA, 2618 nt
Organism: Macrobrachium nipponense
Lineage: Eukaryota; Metazoa; Arthropoda; Malacostraca; Decapoda; Palaemonidae
Product: CLIP domain-containing serine protease HP8-like
Exons: 10
Coding region: 157-1395 (412 amino acids)
Biological process (GO): proteolysis
Molecular function (GO): serine-type endopeptidase activity
Source: RefSeq, a predicted model, not a curated record